This is a messenger RNA of Spea bombifrons (plains spadefoot toad), 1420 nucleotides long. RefSeq names its product Wnt family member 9B (gene WNT9B). Gene Ontology annotation, biological process: canonical Wnt signaling pathway; neuron differentiation; cell fate commitment. Gene Ontology annotation, molecular function: frizzled binding; cytokine activity. Lineage: Eukaryota; Metazoa; Chordata; Amphibia; Anura; Pelobatidae. Gene Ontology annotation, cellular component: extracellular region. The transcript is spliced from 4 exons. Bases 33 to 1091 code for a protein of 352 amino acids. The record is from RefSeq and is a predicted model, not a curated record.
AGAGACAUGAGGAGCAGAGCCGGGUGUGCACAAUGCCAGCCGGCCUCUACCUACCCCUGGCAGCCCUGUGCCUCUACCUCCUGCCACAGCCUGCGGACUCCUACUUUGGUCUGACCAGCAAGGAGUCUCUCUCCCAUUAUACGUCCCCAUCGCCUGUGACUGCCGGUGGUCACAUCAGACCCCAUCUCAAACAGUGUGACCUGCUGCCUCUCACCCGACGGCAGAGGAGGCUUUGCCGCAAGGAGCCCGGGCUGGCCGAAUCUCUUAAGGAGGCCGUUCGUUUGGGGAUUGUGGAGUGCCAAUACCAGUUGCGGAGCGAACGUUGGAACUGCAGUCUGCAAGGACGCGGGAGCCUUCUGAAAAAAGGCUUUAAAGAGACCUCGUUUCUAUACGCAAUGUCGGCGGCCGCGUUGACGCAUUCUUUGGCCAAGGCUUGCAGUGCUGGACGCAUGGAGCGUUGCACUUGUGAUGAUUCUCCCGGCCUGGAGAGCCAGAGGGCCUGGCAGUGGGGGGUUUGCGGAGACAACCUAAGACACAGUACUCGGUUCCUCCAGAACUUCCUGGGCCAGAGGAAAGGAGGCAGGGACACCAGAGCCAAGGUGGAUCUGCAUAACACCAACGCUGGCAUCAAGGCGGUAAAGAGUGGAUUGAAGACAACCUGUAAAUGUCACGGAGUGUCUGGCUCUUGUGCUGUCCGUACUUGUUGGAAACAGCUCUCCCCGUUCCACGACACAGGAGCGCUGCUCAAGGCCAAGUAUGAGACUGCGGUCAAGGUUCUAGGAGCCACCAACGAGGCAGUGGGGGGCCACGAGUCUUUGGGACACUCGUUUGCUGGCCGCUCGCCCCGUUCCAGCGAUUUGGUUUACCUGGAGGAAUCCCCGAGCUUCUGUCGGCCCAGUCGCUUUUCUCCUGGCACGGCCGGGAGGGUGUGCUCACGGGAGACCACGUGCGACAGCGUGUGCUGCGGGCGAGGGUACAACACGCAAACCCGGAUGGUCACCUUUUCCUGCCACUGUCAGGUGCAUUGGUGCUGCCACGUGGAGUGCCAAAAGUGCGUCCAGCAACAAGACACGUACACCUGCAAGCAGUGAAUCAAAGCGGAGGAACCGAGGCGCAUGGAGGACGUCUCUGCAAUGGGUGGGUGAGGGGGACUGUAUGAGGGACUCUACCAGUUGGUGGUACAUACAAGUUGACUGUUCUAAAUGAAACAUGUCAUGUACCAGGAUAUUAAGGCACUUACCCUUCUGAGCUUUGACUGCCUGAUCUACCAUAAAACCACGUUUUAAUGAUUCCCCUCGAGACAAAAAUAUCUCUCCCUGCUUUGCUAUUCUGUGGAGCAGCCUCAUCCAUCCAAACCAAGAAAGGACUUGGCUCAAGACCACAAAUAAAACACAUGGCUCCGUCCGCGGAAGCCGCCGUC